Haemorhous mexicanus (house finch) is the source of this 13377-nucleotide messenger RNA. It is a transcript of the gene CHP1, whose product is annotated as calcineurin like EF-hand protein 1. Bases 161 to 748 code for a protein of 195 amino acids. The record is from RefSeq and is a predicted model, not a curated record. Gene Ontology annotation, molecular function: calcium ion binding. NCBI's taxonomy places the organism in Eukaryota, Metazoa, Chordata, Aves, Passeriformes, Fringillidae. The transcript is spliced from 10 exons.
CCGCGGCAGUCGGUGCGCGCUCGCCUUCCGCCUCAGAGCAGCGGGGCGGCCGCGGUCGGGCCUGUGCCGGGGCGGCUGUGGCACCGCCGUCGCCGCUCUUCGGCUGCGUAACUCUUCCCCCGGCCCCUCCCUUCCCUUCCCCUCGGGCCCAGCGGCGGCGAUGGGUUCCCGGGCGUCCACUCUGCUGCGGGACGAGGAGAUCGAGGAGAUCAAGAAGGAGACGGGCUUCUCCCACAGUCAAAUCACCCGCCUGUACAGUCGCUUCACCAGCCUGGACAAAGGAGAAAAUGGCACUCUUAGCCGUGAAGACUUCCAGCGGAUUCCAGAGCUUGCCAUCAAUCCACUGGGAGACAGAAUUAUCAAUGCCUUCUUUCCAGAAGGAGAGGACCAGGUGAAUUUCCGUGGAUUCAUGAGGACACUAGCGCACUUCCGACCCAUAGAAGAUAAUGAAAAGAGCAAAGACCAGAAUGGACCAGAACCACUGAACAGCAGAAGUAACAAGCUCCACUUUGCUUUUCGAUUAUAUGAUCUAGAUAAAGAUGACAAAAUUUCCAGGGAUGAGCUUCUCCAGGUAUUACGGAUGAUGGUUGGUGUAAAUAUUUCUGAUGAACAGCUGGGCAGCAUUGCUGACAGGACAAUCCAGGAAGCUGAUCAAGAUGGAGAUAGUGCCAUCUCCUUUGCAGAAUUUGUAAAGGUUUUGGAGAAGGUGGAUGUAGAGCAGAAAAUGAGCAUUCGAUUCCUUCACUGAUGGAUGGAGAGCCUAUUCCUUUCUACUCCAACUGUGUAAUGAAUAGAACUUCAUUUUCUCCUUAGCACCAUACCCCAAAGCAUUGCUACUGGUGCAUAUACAGUACAUCUCAACCCCUCCCUGAUUUGUUCUACCAAUGUGAACAUUCCCUGUGCAACAGGAACGAAGGGAAAUGGCUGCCAUACAACUUGGAAAAGGAGCUUUUUUUUAAUGCUGUCCAUCCUGGGUUUUUUGCCCUUUCUCUUGUCUCCUUCUGCACUACCGUUUCAGUAAAAAUGUCUCUCCUUAAACACUACUGUUUAAUCUACAAACUGAUUCUUCUGAGCUCUGAAUCUGAGACUAGAAAAACGGGAGCGUGCCACAGAAGUGCCCUCUGAAACAUUUCAGAGACAAGCAUCUACUCAAAUACUAGGUGCAUUGAUAAUUUCACUUUUGCCACAUUACAGCUGCCUUUUUAAAAAAAAAAAUUUUGCCCCUUUCCCAUUUGGCUCUUUACAUGCAGACUUGUUUCUUCAGUGCUUCCAAGUCUGCCUUUUACUUGAGAACUUCUCAGUUUUUAUGGCUUCAUUGUACAACUAUCACAAAUGCAUGAUGAUAGCUAAGUGUACUUUAAAGUACUGUGAAUAGAUUUUGUUCUUUGUAGAAUGAAUUCACAGGGACAAUAGUAGAAUCUGUGGUGGGGACAGGCUGUGGUAUUCUCAAAAGGAAUAGGAAAUCUGCACUAUGUCACUAUGUCACUUGAACUGUUCUAGCAGCAGAGGCAGAAACUUGUUUCUUUGCUUUGCAUAGCUUGCAGGCUUGACAGCUGGUGGACCAUGAGGUGUCCUCUCCAGAUUGUUUUCGUCUAAGAUCCCUCCCCUCAUCAGGGUGGUUUUGUGUCUGAAAGUGUACAUUUGCUUACCAGUGUGCAAAAUGCAAGAAAACCAGACAUGCUAAAAUCUGGAUUUGUAGUUCUGUAACUGCCCCCGGUAACAGUGUCAUGAAACACGAAAUCGUGAAACUGAUUUCAUAAGGUUUUUUUCCCAAUUAUAGUGGCCUGCCUAAUGAGUAAUUAUUUAUAUUUCCCAGUAUGAAAGUCCUAGUCUGUUAUAUUUAUGUUAAGGGUGGUAGCUGUAUUUAAGAAAGCUCUGGCAUAAGAAUACAAUUUUAGAAAGAUCGUAUUAUCCCAGAUAUUUCAGAAUGUAUUUCUAUACAAAUCUCUUUGCAAGUGUAAGAUGAUUAAUACUAUUAAUGUAAUGCUGAUAAAUUAAAGAGAUUGGAAUCCUUGAAGGUUCAAUAGUAACAAUUUUCUGUGGCUAGAUUGACAAAUGAUCUCGUGUAGUUCAGCUAGAGCAUUCCACAGUCUGGGAGAUACUUCCAAUAAAACCAAAAAAUCCUGGGAGCUUGUUUAUUGAAGAAUCGGUGUUAUAACUGCUUCUCUGUCAGGUGUUAACGUUUCUAUAAAUACUUACCAGUCUCAAAACUACUGUUAAAUGUGCAUUUCCUUUUUUCUCAGUUCCUUCAGUCAUCACUUUUGUUGAAAAAUAACAUGCAAGUCUCUGAAGGAUUUUUGAUUUGUUAUAAAUAAAGGAAUUCAAAAGUAAAAUGUUGCACUUCAUAGUUUUGCAGAGUGCAGCACAGUUCUAGAAAGAAAUGUAAAUUAAAAAGCUCUACUCGGUAUGAGAAAGAAACAUUAUACUUUUAUAACUGCCUCAUGUAAAAUAGGAAUGUAACUGUACUAAUGAAAAGUAAAAAUUGCUUGUAGGCUUUGUGCUUUGCUAAGAAGUAGGUGUUGCUGUCUUCUGACACUACAGUUGUAACCUACAGUUGUGCCUUAUUGUCCCAGUGAGACUGGAUAUUGUAUUUAUCAACCCAUAAAUAAACCUUCCACUGUAUAAACAAAAACCAAAACCAAACCAUCCCCCAGCUCUUCUGAAGGGCAACCACCUAUCCUUUAAUUACUGGAAAAGCUAAAAACCAGUAAGAGUGGUGCUAGCAGGUCUUACGGAUCAAUUUCUUAUAACUGAGCUUGUUUUCAGAGUACUGAUAAUCCUUCAUUCUGCUGGCAGAAACCAGUGCAAAACAUGAGCUCCAGAAGAGGACAUGCAGGGCUGGUUUGUGACAUUUGUUCCUACAAGCUCCCACCUCAGAUGUCAGAUAUUUUUGCUAAUGUGCUUGAAGGUGAACACAAAUGGUCUAACAGAUGUACUGCAAAAAAACCCCAUAACACAUUUGAUCAAAGAACAACCAACCUUCCUACAAUAAAAAAAAAAAUUCUCAGCUAUCAAGAUCUAACUUUGCCAUUAGCAGAAUCAAUCACAUGUAAAUAACUAUCCUACUCAGUAUUCUGAAAACUAUACAUGUAACAUGGUUUAAAAGGUGGUAGACAGUAAAAGGAGUUUUAGAGAUCUGAGAUCUUAAAUUUGUUAAAUUUAACCUAGCUGUACAGAUACAAGCAGAUUUCCACUAAAGUAGUACUUUUAGCAUACCUGGCUGCUUAUAAAAGUAUUUUGCCUUGAGAAAGGUCAUCUUGAAGGUGAACAUGUUGGCAGCUCAGAGACGGAGCUACUUAAUAUUUCAUCUUUUUCAUUUGGAAAAGUAGUACAAGGGAUAGGAUUUUAAAUAGAGGUGAACCAUUCUCCAGUCUAGUGAGGGAUAGUCUGUUUUCAAAUCUGCAGCUAUGAGUUUAUGUUGAGACUGGCUGCAGGCUUGACUGCACUAAUAUGUGGUUGCAACUGGUACCAGAGUAUUGUGAAGACUGUAGAAAGUGGAAAUAGCUUUGAUAUCUGAUCAGUAGGCCCCUUAGCUUGGCAACAACUGGGAAAAGAAUCCAAAUACAGGCUUUGACUCAUGAAGAGCAGGAGUAAAAAUUAUGUUCUGUAACUGUAGAAUGGAACAUAAAAACGUGCUUUUGGUUCUUUGAAACUGGAACUUUGGUUGUGAAUAGAAUGUGGGCAUAGUAUUGAAGUUAGCAAAAGCGUUUCAUUCUAGUCUGCUCUAAAACGUGACGCGGCAGAAAAGCGUUGUAUUAAAUGUUCGAACACACGUGUUAAGAUUUCGAGCUAAAUGGUUUGUAGUAAUCUGGGAUGAAUCACGGUGAGACGGGGGUGUUUCUCGAGAGUUUUCUGAAUGGGUACGUACUCCUCUUCACACUCUUCAAUGCAUCCACCCGUCAGCUUGAAGUGCAAAAUUACCGCUGCUAAAAAAAAAUUUAAUAAAAAAUUUGCGGAUGACAAAAACCCGGCAGAAUGAGUGAAGGCCGCCUUUCGGAGCAACCAUGAGGCUCGGUGAGCUCAGCAGGUGCUGUGGGGCCGCCGGACCGGGACCCCACGUCCCCGCGCCCGUUCCCCCGGGUCGGGUGGUGCGGCGCUGCUGUCCAGCCUGCCCGCCCUUGCGGCGCGGCCCCUUUAAAUCCCCGUGGAGGUCACCGGAGGACUCGCCCCGGGCCAGUCCCGCUCGCGCCGCCCGAGCCAAUCCCUUCCCUGUGCUCUGCCCGGGGCCAAUCAGAGCGGGCCUCCUUGGAGGCGGGAGGCCAGUCCCGUGAUGGACGGCGCCGCUGGCCAAUCACCGCCAAAACCGGACGGCUGAUGCACGGGUACGGCACCCAAUAGGCUCGCGGUCGAGUGGGCGGGCCCGGGCGCAGCGAGCCCCCGCCGGGAGGCCGGGGAAAGGAGGGGAAGAUGGCGGAGUGAGGGGCGGAGGAGGCGGAGGGGCCGGGCCGGCCGCGGCCCCGCGGCCUCGGCCGCGCUCAGCUCACUGAAGAGGAUGUGGAAUGAUCAGAAAUAAUGCUCUCCAGGUCUGUUUUUCCACAUCUUCAUAAGAAUAAGAUUUUCCCAGCAGUCGACGGUCAACCCAAUGAUCAAGUGAAAUGUUUGAGUGACUCAAGAGAGAUAUCGAUAGUGAUAUGUACUGUAUUUCCAUUUUCAUGGUCUACUCACUGCUUCUAACGUAGGAGCUGAAAGUUGUCACUGGAAGACUAUUUCUGGACUUGAUCAACGGAAUGGUUGAGAUCCUCUCCUAAGAAGGUGGUCCUCUUACUUGCUCAAAGGCUAUAAAAUGUGGAUAUUUCUCUUCUAGCAAGCCAAACUCGUCCUUCAUUUCCAUGGAGCUGAAUGAACAAAGAUCUGUCCACUUCUGUUUGAAUCAUCUCACCAAACAUUUGAUUCACCAGAUGACUUCCCCCACAGAAGUAGCCCACUGUUUUAUCAAAACUCAGAAGCAGAGAAACAGAAAUCAGCAUUUGUUUUCCUGAAAAAAUGUCUUCUGUGUCAGCUCUUCAUUCAGCUUUCUGCAUUCUGUUUUAAAAUGAAAAAUACUUUGUAAUCAGAUGCAAGUGGAAGCUGGUGUUUUUCACUGGUAUUUCCUUCUUAAUUUUAGGAAGGUUAAGUACUUUGCUGUGUCAAAUUGGAUUUCCUAGCAGAUAAAGCAUCUGCAUGCAUUGCUGUCUCAGACUGCCCUGAUAUAUACGAAAAGUUGCAGCAGGAAAACCAGGAUGUUUUCUGCUCUGAUAUGAGGAAGAAACUUAGCAAACAACUAGGGGCAUCUCAUACAGGUAUUUUCUAGUCCAGGUCCCAGGCUUGACUUUGUAGAUAGGUGUCAAUUCACAUAAAGCAGCUAAUGCACAAGAACAAAUACAGAAUCAUCAAAAGGAACAAGACCAUUCUACAGUAGAAGAGAUGGGCAGAACAUUUUUCUUUAUUAUAGAAAUUAACUUCUGAUGGGAUGGAAGAGACCAGAACUGUAAAAUUGCAGUUUAUCUACCUGGCUUCCUCGACACAAUUUCAGCUUUUUCCUACCACUGAUGAAAUCUUGUUUUUUGAUUCUUUCAUGACUGAGAGGACCUUUAUGCUUCCUCCAUCUAGGUAGAAAUAGGUCCAAGAAAAUGGAAUGUUAGCCACGUAAGAGGGGCGAGUUGAGAGCAGAAGUACUUAGUACAGUCCUUUUUCUGGCUGUUACUCCUUCCCAAACUAAGGCACAAUCUGGUUGUUCUCAUGUUUACACAAGAUUCUUUGUCUAUGUAAUUUGUGAUUAUAUAGGAUAUUUUCUGUCAUUCUGAGAUGGGAGCAUAUAUUGUUAACAUGCUCCCUGCCAUGGGAUUAUCCAUAACAAGUAAGAUUUUUGGCAAAAAACUACCAGAACUGGGAUAUGUAUUAUAUUCCACCUCAAAUCUGAAACUCUUUUUAGUGCACCUUAUUCCAAGCUUGUGAUUUAGAAAUGUGGCUUGCUAGCUUAAAGUACAGGAGAUGCUAAAAUGGUUGGGGAAGUAUUCUAGAUUUCUUGUUCGAUUUUUCCUUUUAGAAAACUGCUGGAGAGAGCCAGCCUGAAAAUGGCUGAAAAAGCAAACGAUUGAAAUCCUUCUCAAGUCUUGGUGAUUGAUUGCCAGGGCAGCAUUCUAGGAUCAAAAAUGUGGUGACAUUUUAUGGGACCAAGUCCCAUAGCAGAGUGAGGGCAAGCGUUGAUAUUGAUACUAAUCCUCCAAGUAAUGUCUGUGUUUAGACUUGUUUUCUAACAAUAGGAUUUAAUGACAGCUUCACCCAUUUUGUCUUUCCGUGAAGCAAAGAGCAGACAUGUAAGCUCAAGAGUGGUGGGCGGGACGCUGCAUAUGAGGUAAUGCCAACUUUAAUGAGCAGAGAGGUGCUUUAAAAUUGCAUGUAACACUGUGGUGAGCUGUGUGAUAAGAGCUAACAUUGGCAACCACCAUCUUGGCCUGACUUUGCUGGAUAUGGUGUGAACUUUCUGGCAUUGGAGGCAACUCGAAAAGCACACUUUGUUUUAGGGCCUCCUUACGUUGAAGUCAAUAGGAUUUAAUGGAGAUGUCUGUAGAAGCAGGAUCCAUCUCUAAGUGGUGGAAAAUACUGUCAAUAUCAUAGGAUUACAGUGGUUGAAAAGUGUGUGGUAUAAGAAAUGUCUGAUUUAGAUCUGGGAAUUUUCUUCUUCUGCCCAUACUUACCCCUCUGAUGUUAGAAGUAGCAGUUAUUUCUUGCAUAGCUUGAUGACAAAAUACUUGGGGGACAGGAAGGUAUUUUUGUUUUCUGUGGACAUGUACAAAAAUUGCAGAUUUCCCUGACUAGAGAGCCGAUAAUCUAAGCUCCUUAAACUCAAUAUUUUGUAACCUGGAAUUAUAACAAAUAAGUAGAAUUACUGAUUUUUUUCUUAACUCCUAUUCAUGACAGUGUAGCAACAUUAGUUUUCGAGUUUAAUUUUAGAACAUCAGGAUUUUAUUAGGUUAAGGAUCUGUGGCUUUCACAGAAGUAAUACUCCAAAAGUGCAUGCCCAGAAGACCCCCAUUGCUGUACCUUCCUGGCCAGCACCUUUAAAGAGAUGCUGUGUUUGGAAAUGCUGCUUCAUCUGACUCACUUUUCCUUGCUCCGCUUUUCCUUUAUGUUGGUUAGAAAUCUUCCCGUGUGAAAGAUUACGAAAACAAGGGGCAUGUGCAAUAGCUCAUAUAUAUAUAUAUAUAUAUACAUAUAUAUAUUUUAAUACUUGUGGACAAAAUGAUGUUACAAGUUGUUUGAAAACAACAAAAUCACCAAUGUCUUCCAUUUUGAGAUGUGUAUAGUUCCAUAAGCAUUAGUGCUUUGUAGCAAACUGUAGUGCCAUGUUAGGACCAGUGCAUGAGCCUAGUAGUAUUUUUACAAUUUCUGAGUGACAAAUUUAUUAGUAAACAGUGAUGAUAAUGUAAUUAACACUAGAAAGGAUACAAUAGGAGUGUCACAAACAUGGUCUAAACAUGCAGUAUCCUCCCUUUGACAAUGGCAAUGCUAUCCUUAGAAAUGGAACUUGUUCGCUUAAUGGGUUUCAUAGAAUCAUAGUUAACUUUUUGAUAUUUGUCUGUCUGUCCAUUGGCAGUAGUAAGCUAGGGUAUGCAAGUAUCCAUAAUUCUCAUCCCUGUCGGUGUGAUUCUUUUCUCUUAAAUCUUUGUUGGUGUUUUCUUCCAUUUUCAAUUUUAUUGAACCAUCUAUUACCCACCCUGUGAUAUACUCACAAAAGUAUGAAUAUGCUAAGGAGUUUGUGUACAUUCUGUACACAUCUCUUACCUUCAUAUAAUUUACAAAGCCUGUUAAGUAAUCUUGUCCUUUUUUCAGACCUGACUCUAUGAUUAUAGCUAGCAAAACAUUAUCCUCAUUGUGUGAUAAGUUAAUAGUUGCAAAAUGUGAUGUGCUAAUUAUGCAUAGAAGAGUUUUCUCCAUUAUUGCAGGAAUGGGGAACCUUUUUUGGCUGAAAUCCUAUUGAAUCUUAAAAUAACUUGGGUGGAUCCUGCAUUUACAUACAUCUUAAUAAGAGAGAAUACGUUAAGGUCAAAGGCUGUUGGAAAACGAUGUUGCAGGCUGUAUCUGUGCAGCAGGCUGUCUCUAGCCAAUGGAUCAGAGAUUCCCCACCCCUGUAUUAUUGAGAAUUCAGUAUCUUGUAUUUUAGGUAACAUCCAGUUUUGCUUUCCAGCUCUAAGCUAAAUUUUAAUGAUUUCUGUCUCUCCCUCUGCGUUUUUCAGAAGGAAAGUUUAGACCAGGGAAGUAAAAUUGAUUUAGCACUCAGUGGGCAGCUUGGACUAGUCGAAUAGGAGACUGGUAUGAUUCUUGAGAUGUGCAUUGCUCUGUGGAUGGCAUCCUCUGAUUUCCUAGGAAUAAGUCUUUUAUUUGAUGCCAGUGCUGCUCUUCACCCAUUUCUCUCUUUCAGCUUAGAGAGGAUACUGCAUCUUUUUUUCCUGAGACCUGCCUGUAAAUGGCCAUUAUGGGGAGGGAGGGAAUGGGUAGCUUGGUUUUGUAAUUUUGGUACGAUGUAUCUUUAAAGUAAUUAAUCAAAAAGCAUGUACUUCCGUGCAAUGACAGUAAUCCAGGCAGAGUUAAUGUAUGUAACAGGGAAAAAAAAAAACCCCAACAAAACCAACCAAACAACCCUCUGCAUCUAAUAAAUUUCUGAGAAAAUUAGACAGGUGGGCCAUUUACAGCAGAGCUCUGGGGGACCUGUGCUAAGAGUCAGGUUCAAUUCUAAAUGGACGUAGCUGUACCAUUGAAUAAAGUAGUUUAGUGCUUGGGAGAAUCAAUUGAAAAAUACCUCUGAAACUGGAAUGCAAAAUAGCACAGUAUGUAGGGGGAAGAAUCCCUGAUGCAAACAAAGCCAUAAGAUGAUUUAAUAAGAAAAUAGAACUUUAGUAGCAAUAACUGUUUUGCAUGUGAUAGUAAAUAACUUGCAUUAGCAAGACUGUACAGUAGAGUAAGUGGGUAAUAACCAAAUAAGUUUGUGGCGCUCUGUGCUGCAGGGAGUUGUGUGAAGAGUCUUCCUGAGAAGAAGGGUGAAUUCUUCUUAUGUUCCUCUCAUUGGAGGGAAUUUGGCACUUGAAUACUAAGUUAAUGAACAUGAUAUAUAUAUUAAAAAAAGAAAAAUUAGCUUUGCCACAUGUCUGAAGCACUGUCAGUGAGUGCUGGGGGAAGGGCAGACAGUUCUCUUUGAAAGGAUAGCUGAAGUUUCCCUGUAAUUUUUUUUUUUUGAUUUGUAGCCUAGCACUUGCUCUGUUUCUCUGAGAAACUAAACUUAUCCAAAUACUGUACUGUGAAGAGAACCUGAUUCUAAAGUUAGAAGCUUUUGUGGUGGGAAGUACUUUUUGUUUUCUUUGUUUAUAAAGACCAAUCUGAGGUAGUCUUUAAACAAAAACAAAACCAAAAAACCAAAACAUUAGAGAGCACUUGACACUCAAAACAUUUGUGCAUGCCAAGCACAACUGUAGAAUUCUAAAGAUGUUACAGCAGAAAAGAAUUUCAGCUUUGCUAAACACUGCUUUAGACCAUAAUUGAUUUCAGCUGAUGCCUGAAGUUUUGCAGAGGAAUGUACUGUGAAGCCUCUGGUAACACAAAGGGUUAUUGAUCUUCACCUGUAGAUCUGCAUCCAGAAAAUUACUUGCUAUCAAAGGGUUGCAUAAAAGAGCCACAGGAGUUCUAAAACUGUUCCUAGUUGACACUUCUCAGUGUAGAUACCUCAUCUAUGGACGCAGUGUGUUCCAACAUAUAGUAGUGUAUUCUGAACAGAAUCAGAGGUUUAGAUCAAUGUGACUGCAUUUCUUCUUCAAAGCUGAAGUAAUUUAGACUGUAAGCUUCCAGCUUAAUGGAAGCUUCUUGUGUUUUUCAAGCAGGGGGGUGAAGCACUUUGGCUAUUAAUAAAUUGAUAAUGGAACUGUGAGGGCUGUGAGCAUUUUUGCAGUAUAAAGCGACAGGAUAAGCAUGAGAAUGUCUAAAUUAAGUGUUGGCUAAUAUGUAAUAUGCUUAUGAAAACUAAUUGAUCUUAAAGAUUGUAAUCAGCUUAAAUUCCAACGAUUGAUUUUUUGAUAAAAUUGGAAGCUGGCCAUAGGGACCUUCAUUUGAUUGCUCUCUGAUUACAUUUGAGAAAUUAUGAAAUUAUGUGGUCUGUGAUCAGCAAGUACAUUUACAUAACAAUGAAAUUAUAAUGAAAACAAAGUCACAUUCAUGCUUCAGAAGUAUGAAUUUUGUGGCUGAACAGAAUUCUUCGAGGGUAUAUCCACUCAGAACAGGGGGGAGGAAAUAAAGACUGAUGUAGCCGGGCAAGCUAUCUACAUACACUUCCCAGUUCAGGCUUUUAAUAAUGAUCUGAAUUCUGUGGGCUGCUAGACUAGGAAUUACUAUUCACAGCAACAAAAGGAAUCCCUUUGCCUUUCAGCUCUUGUACUAUGGCAUGACUUUUGCCUCAACCUCCUUGAUUUAACAGCUUCUAAACCUAAGUGGAAGUGUCAGGUGCUACCACUCUUGGGUGUGGUAUAUCAAAAGGUACAUUGACCAGUAUUUACAUGCUUCCUUUAGCAGUACUAAACUCAGAUGAUACAAAUAUAUUCUGUUUGUAUAUCCGGUAGUGCUGCUGCAGAAGGUCUAGCCGUACUUGUGUUGGGAAUUGUACCUUCUGAAACUGAGGGUAUUUGUCAAAUUUAUGAGAAAAAAGGAAGUCUUGCAAAGACUUCUUGAUAGUAAGUGGGAAUAAAUUGUACUGAGCUUGAGGAUACUGACAGUUCACAUGAGGAUUAAAUUGUCAAGAACUGGCAGUCUGUUUUUUGGGGGGGGGGCAGAAAAGCAAAAAAUAUUGAAGAUAGAACUCUUUUUGAUGCAUAAUGAAUCUUAGAAAUUACUGCUUCUUGCAUCCUUAGGAAACUGGCUGAUCGUCCUCCAAAACUAAUAGCUUGCUGAUCAGGUACAGAGCUGCAGAAUGACAGUUCAAGUUAGAUUCCACUGGAUUUCUUUCAUGGAAUGAUCCAGCCUUUUGCCCCUGUAGCACUUUGACUAGCACACAAAAGCCACUAGUUGAAUCAGGGUGUCUUGUUCAACAGUGCAGAACACUAACCAUGGAUUCUGAUGUCUGUUCGCUUUCAAUCUCUACACUUCCUCCUGUGUUUUAGAGAAAGUGUCAGUGUUCAUGAUGUCAGCAGAGCGUGUUUCUGUCUCUGAGCCUAUGUACCAGGUUAUAAUAUAGACAAACUCCCAAGACUUUUACCCCAUCUAAAGUUAAAGAUAGAAGGUAACUUUCUUUUCAGUGUGUCCUGUGUAAGUCCUGUCUGCUUCUUUCCACUUCCCUUCCAAAUGAGUGUGUUUGCAGGUCAGAUGAAAGGCAGGUAGUUUGUAAUGCCUUAGGCAUGAAGAACUGCAUGGAGAAACUGAAGGAAAGUGGCACAGGCCCACAAACCAAAUCUUAGAGCUAGUAUUCUAAUUAUGCAUGAUUCAAAAUGUCUAGUGUAAUGUAGUUAUUACCAGUAAAUUGAGAUAUGCAUUUAUACAUAAUGAAGCAAUAGGAAUUAAUAUACCAAUAGCUUGAACUUCCUGCUUUGAUUCUCAAAUUUUGGGUUUGUUUUAGAGAAUGUGCUGCCUCUGUAGAGAAGGGGGCAGAAUGUAUAGAUAGGGACAGAAGCAUGGCACCAAAACUGUAAAUCAGGAACCGAGAUCAGCAGAACUCGCCUUUAUAACCUCUAGUCUGGUUCAUCUCACUGUCCUGAGCAUGUAAAAAGCAGGUCAUGAACUAAGCAUGUUUAGAGGCGAGAUGAGGUUUCUCACCUGCUGCAGCUGUAGCAAGGAAAAGGGUGCAGAGUUUCUUACACAGUGCAGGGGAGCAACUGGUGGGAGAGAAAAAAACCAAACCCACAAAAAAAUCACCCCAAAACCCAAGGCGACAAACAAGUAACAAAAACCACAGACUUAAAUUGAGUGUAGUAUUUGCCCGACAGCAGUAAGUAAUAGCAUGAGUGUGGUGAGAGAACUUAUUUGGAGAAUACUGAAAUUAAUAAGCACAGUACAUAUUUUUUCAGGUGUUGAAUAGCUUUUUAAGAGACAGUAUUUUCAGGUAACUCUAGCCACAUAGGCAGCUGUACUGAAGCAUACUGGUACCAGCCAGCAAUAAUGGCAUCUGCAGGAAUGAACCUGAAAAUACUGGUAAUCUUGUAUAUUUUUUAGUUCUUUAAAGAGAUUUUUAACAACAGAAAAUGAGAUUUGAUCACUGAAGGUCUUUAUCUUCUGCAACAGAGGUUGCAAUUGUCUUGUUUUCUUUAUUUCACUUACUAGAUAAAAGGGAAUUUGGGUGCCAUCUUUCUGUAAACUCUUAGUGUGUUCUCUGUAAUUCAAGUCUCUUAGUGGAUAAUGCAGUCAAUUUCUGCUGGCAGUUUGAAAAUAAGAGAAUUAGUGGCAUAGCCUACGUCACUAAUACUUUUCCAAGUUUAAACUUGUAAUUAAACAUGUAGAAUACUGGCUUGUAAUUGCAGAAUUCCAUACUUGUAGCUUAGCUUAAUUUUGUAAGUGGGCUUAACUUGUGCAGAACACUUCUCCAUGUACAGAGGCUCCAUCCUCUAUCUUAAGUAGAAAGAAGUGUCUUGGAGGAAGAAAAGGUGUGUCAAGUUAACUCCUGUUCAUACUUCAUAGCCAACCAUUCAUAAAGCACUGUGUUUUGGGUUUAGAAUGGGAAUUGUGGUUUUACCCAUUUUUAAAUAUGUAAGGAUUGCCAAAUGAAGAUACAAAUAUUAUAAGAGAAGAUAACUAUUCCAUGGUAUCACAGGUUAGACAGCAUGAAAGUCUUUAAGCCAAUUUCUUCAAGAAACAAGAAAAUUUCUAAGACAAAGUUAGCCCAGUGGUUAACCAUGGUAAUUUUUAAUUCUUUAGAACACUAUGCAUGGUUUUAAAGUCUGUUAAAUAUUGUAAUGAGUAAGCCAUUGUAUCCUUUAUAUGUCCCUUCAGUAUAACCUGGGGAAUGAGCUACUUCAGGAUAUCAGUGAAGUUAUUUUCCUUUUGAAAAAUACAACAGCAAAGGAGAAGUGUUAUGUAUAAAUUCUUUAAAAUUACGUUAGUACUUAAUAGGCUAAUGAAUACUUAUACUGAACUUCUGAUACCAUUCUUGCAUGGAUUAGUGGAGGAAAUUAUUGGUGUGACUACAAACUAUGUACUCCCAUUGCACAUGUUUUACAUGGUAACAGUGAAAGAAUGUGUCCCUGAAAAUUCUGAUUUUUUCCAAAAGGCAGCUUGCUUUUAUAUCUAUGCAUCUUUGAGGAUUUCAAGAUAAGAUUUUAUUCUUUUGACACUGUAAAGAGGAACUGUUUAAAAAUGAACCUGGAAACUCUGCACCUGUAUACAAACUUUUUUAGCAAUAAAGCAGCACAGGCUGAGAAUGCACUAAAA